Zasmidium cellare ATCC 36951 is the source of this 348-nucleotide messenger RNA. RefSeq lists its product as uncharacterized. Lineage: Eukaryota; Fungi; Ascomycota; Dothideomycetes; Mycosphaerellales; Mycosphaerellaceae. The coding region runs from base 1 to 348 and encodes 115 amino acids. The transcript has 2 exons. The record is from RefSeq and is a predicted model, not a curated record.
AUGUCGACUCAGUGCCUCUUGCUCGACAAGAUGCCCGCAGAGAUCCGCAAUCGCAUCUACGAGUACGCCUUCGCCCCUGACGAUGACAAGGAAGUCGAAUUGGCUGAUGGUACUCCACCCACGAUUGAUCUCGUGCUCGCCAACCGCCAGAUCCACAACGAAUCGAUCGGCCUCUACGCGCUUGCACAUCUCGAUUACUUCCGCAACACCAACUUCUGCAUCAGCCGCGAGCGCGGCCCUUUCAUCAAGCCGACGAUACACUCGAGCUUGUGGACAAGCGCGGUGGUUGGAAACACACCAGCAUAUCGUGGAAAGGGGUCUGUACCACGGUGCGGUUCCUCACGUUAG